GGCUGCUGCAGGAGAAAACGAAAAUGAUUGGUUGAAGAUUUCACUAUUUACAGUACUGGCGUACAGUACCUCACAGUGAAGUGAAACUGACACUGUAGAAGCACGUGAACCUGCUGAGCUGCCAUCUAACUCGUUUCUGCGCUAAAGGUGAAAUGCAGUUUCAUCAACACUUUUAAAAAACUUUUCAUAAUUAGCAAUGCCUAUACGUGACAUGUCGCAAGAUGGGAAUGUCCUUGACACAGUGGGCGAGAUUGACAGCUGUGACAGCAUGGUCAGCUUCAACUCAUGCUUUAGUGAUGAAAGUCUGGAGUAUCUCUCUGCUGAGGAGAAGGCUUGUCUCAUGUACCUAGAGGAGACCAUUCAGUCACUGGAUACGGAGGAUGACAGCGGCCUGUCUAAUGACGAGUCUGAGGAGCUGCCAGCUCGAGGAAACGUGGCUAACAAAGCGGCCCACAUCUCUGCGUCAAUAGGACUCAACAGGGUCCCUAGUCAAGAUGUGCCCAAAAGCCAAUUUGAAGGUCCAUUGUCAUCUAGCAGCUUGGUGCAAAAUGAAAUUCUGAAUUUUAUGGUCCCUACUCCAUUUGUCCUUGCGAACCGUAACUCGCAAAUUCAAACCAGACCUGGAUUAGCUGCAUCCCAGAAAAAGACGGCACCUAAAGUGGCUUCUGGAAGUGCCCAGCUCCAUCAAGAAGCUCCACGAGUUCCCUCAGAGGUCAGUGUGGUUGUGAAACCACCUCUGCAUAAAAUCAAAGGCAGCAAAGAUACAGCGGAAGAACAACAGAAUAAUGAGCAGCCAGAGAAUGUGGCACGUAGAGGACCCCUUUCGUAUGAGGCUCUGGUGAAGCUGCGCAAGAGUGCAUCGAUGCGGAAAACCAAUGGAACUGAAGCCAAAACCGAAGGACAGCAGGUUUCUACAAAUAACAAUCUAGUGGGAGACACCUCUGGAUCCCAAACUCUUACCCAGAACUCACAGGCUGUGACAAGUAGUGGCUCCAAGCCCACUCCUCCACCUGUGGCCCCUAAACCUAAAAUGAAAACCACACACAAUGUCCCAAUGAACCAGGAAGAUGCCUCCAACACUAAGAUUGACUCAACCAUGCCUUGCUCUGGGCUAUUGACAGUAGAUAAAUUAAUGAACCCAGAGAAAGUAAGAGUGGAGGCUCUUAGCAAGUUAGGUCUCCUCAAGGAGGACACACAGAACCCAGUCUGUCGACAACUAAAGCAUUCCCAAUCCCCUGCAAACUUGGAGCAAAACCAGACCACAAGCGAACGUCUUACUCCAAGUAUGCCUGCAAGAUCUGGAGGACGAAUAAACCAGCCAAUACAAAGUUGCAAUCCUCUCCACCAGAAGUCCAUGAGCGAUCUUGCCACAGCUUCUUCACCUCCUCAACAUGCUGAUAUGACUUCAACCGGGAAAUCUGCCACACUGGAACUCCCUGGGAUGGGACUGUCAGGUUCUAACAUCACAGUCAUAAAUCAGGUUUCUAAGAAUCAAAAGUCAUGUUCCUCUGAAGCAGGGACCAAGAACCACCUUAAAGACACUCAAAUAGAUGCUAAUGAAUCGACACCCAGAAAAGAUGCGUUGCACGUAUCAUCAUCUCAUUCCAAAAGCCUAAACGUGCCGGUUCCCAGCAUCGGAAGGGAUCGGAGAGAGGCAUUACGAAAGCUUGGAUUGCUGAAAAACUGA
This is a messenger RNA of Rhinichthys klamathensis goyatoka, 1687 nucleotides long. RefSeq lists its product as uncharacterized. The transcript is spliced from 4 exons. The coding region runs from base 197 to 1687 and encodes 496 amino acids. The record is from RefSeq and is a predicted model, not a curated record. NCBI's taxonomy places the organism in Eukaryota, Metazoa, Chordata, Actinopteri, Cypriniformes, Leuciscidae.